AUGGCCACCAGUGGUCCCAAAUCCGGCUUCAUGGGCAACUUGACCAGUGAUCAGGAGGCCAAACUCCAGAAGUUAUGGUCGGUGUUCCUGAAAGCAGCCGAGUCGCCCGCCGACGAAGAAGAACCUUCCAAGAUCUCGGUGGAAGUGCCGAACGGUCCCACUCCACCACAGCGUCGACACUCUCUCCUUGGACGUACCCAGACCAAUCUGUCCGAGAAGACGUCGGCGACCGUCACCAUCUCGGCAGGUCAGGAAAAAGUCCUGUCAUACCUCAAAGAAAUGGGUACAGGCGCCCAGGAGACCAAGAUGAUUCAGAAUUCUCUGUCACAGAUCUCUUCACUCGAGCUACGGCAGGGGGUUUUGAAUCUGCUGAAGCAUGACAACCCCGAUGCCAUGCUACUUCGAUUCCUUCGUGCCCGCAAGUGGGACGUUCCCAAAGCCUUCGCCAUGAUGAUGGCCGCUAUCGUUUGGCGGGUAAAGGAGAUGCACGUAGACGACGAUGUGAUGGCCAAGGGCGAAUUGCACGCCUUACACCAGGAGCACAACGCAUCCACUGCAGUCGAGAAGAAAGCCGGCAAAGAUUUUCUCGCCCAGAUGCGGAUGGGGAAGGCGUUCGUGCACGGCACAGACAAGCUUGGGCGACCAAUCGUGGUGAUCAAGGUUCGCUUGCAUAAACCAGGGGCUCAGAGCGAGGAGACCCUGGAGAGAUUCAUCGUCCAUGUCAUUGAAUCAGUCAGGUUGACUCUUUCGCCUCCAGUGGAGACAGCGGCCGUGGUGUUCGAUAUGACCGGAUUUGGGCUUUCAAACAUGGAGUAUCCACCCGUGAAAUUCAUCCUGAAAUGCUUCGAGGCAAACUACCCUGAAUGCCUCGGAGUUCUGCUUAUUCACAAUGCGCCUUGGGUUUUCUCAGGAAUUUGGAGAAUAAUUCGCGGCUGGAUGGACCCAGAUAUUGCUGCUAAAGUGAAUUUUACCAACAACGUCAACGAUUUGACCAAAUUUAUUGCUCGCGACCAGUUGGUCGAGGAGCUUGGUGGAUCCGAGAAGUGGAAAUACAAUUACAUCGAGCCCGACGAGAACGAGAAUCAUCGAAUGUCAGAUACAACGACUCGAGAGGCACUCCUGCAAGAGCGACACCAGAUCGGCGAAGAGUUCUUGUCCGCGACCUCGGACUGGAUCCAGGCUAGUAGGUCCAAGGACGUGAGUAAAGUGCAGUCUGCGCAGAGUCAACGAGCAUAUUUGGCAGAAAGGCUGAGAGUCAAUCACUGGAAGGUCGACCCUUAUACCAGGGCACGACUGUGUCUUGACCGGGAGAAUGUCAUCCAGGAAGGUGGAAAGAUCAAUUUCUACGCCGGGCCGGAUGACAUGGUUGAGACCAAGCCUGUUGACAUUAGUAAAGACUCCGAGGUACAGCACCUUGAAUCUUUGCGCAUAACAUCUGAAGGGGCAACUGCUUGA
Messenger RNA from Penicillium diatomitis, 1455 nucleotides. RefSeq names its product CRAL-TRIO domain-containing protein. The record is from RefSeq and is a predicted model, not a curated record. Bases 1 to 1455 code for a protein of 484 amino acids. The transcript has 4 exons. NCBI's taxonomy places the organism in Eukaryota, Fungi, Ascomycota, Eurotiomycetes, Eurotiales, Aspergillaceae.